CCCGGGGCGGGCCGGGGCGGGUCCCGGCUCCCGAUCCUGGGCCCAGCUGACCGGGCCGCUCUCCCCCGCGCUGGCUCCUGCCCCCGCGUGCAGGGCCCGGCCGCAGCCAUGUCGCGCCCGUUGGAGCUCUCGGUGCAGGAUCUCAACGACCUGCUCUCGGACGGCAGUGGUUGCUACAGCCUCCCGAGCCAGCCCUGCAACGAGGUCACCCCGAGGAUCUACGUGGGCAACGCGUCUGUGGCUCAAGACAUCCCCAAGCUGCAGAAACUGGGCAUAACCCAUGUCCUGAAUGCCGCCGAGGGCAGGUCUUUCAUGCAUGUUAACACCAAUGCCAACUUCUACAAGGACACCGGCAUCACCUACCUGGGCAUCAAGGCCAACGACACGCAGGAGUUCAACCUCAGCGCCUACUUUGAAAAGACUGCAGACUUCAUUGACCAGGCCUUGGCUCAAAAGAAUGGCCGGGUGCUUGUCCACUGCCGUGAAGGUUACAGCCGCUCCCCGACCCUGGUCAUCGCGUACCUCAUGAUGCGCCAGAAGAUGGACGUCAGGUCUGCCCUGAGCAUCGUGAGGCAGAACCGUGAGAUCGGCCCUAACGACGGUUUCCUGGCCCAGCUCUGCCAGCUCAAUGAGAGACUGGUCAAGGAGGGGAAAUUGUAACUCUAGGGUGCCCCCACUGCUUCUCCUCUUAGGCCAGACAGGGGGGGCCCUGGAGGAGAGUGUCCGGAGCCGCCAUGUUUAGGAAACACCGUGUACCCUGCUCCCAGCAUCACCAGGCACUUGCCAACACGUCUGUCCCAACACAGCCCUAGGCCACUCCCCCCUGGGGAGCACAUAAAGGAGCUUGCUGAAGAGGGCAUGCCUGCUCUCUCGUGUUGUCCUGUUCCUGUCAUUUGUGAUGUCCUCUCCUCAAGGUGGGGACUCAGAGGGGUCAGGCCUGUGACAUGCAUGCUUCUCCUUGAUGACCCAGGGCAGACGUUCUGUGGAAGCAGAAGGCCUGAGAUGCUCACAGGGGGCCCCUGUAACCUUCCUCCUGCCGCCUGGCUUCUCUCCUGAGUGGCGUUCUCAGCAUCUUGAGUCCUGGUAAAGGAACUGUGCCAACACGGGUCCCCCUCUCCCCCCAGGCCUGUCCCUCUGGUCUCCUCACAGCCCUGCCCACCUUGCUCACAGGCACAGGUACAUCACAGGGUCGAAGUGGGGGCCGGGAGUGUCUGUCGUCGUUAGUGGGUGGAAAUUCCCACAAAGCGACCGUUUUCAUUAUGUCCUUAGAAUUAAAGAUAACUAAACACAGAGGCCCUCAGGUGAGCAGAUUCCCACAGAGGACUCUCCUAAAUUCAUAAAUGAAUAGUCUUUAAAUGUGGCUCUUUGGAAGGCUUGGGUUCAGAAUCCACCACCUUGAUCUUUUACUUGAACGGCUGUCGGGCACUUUAUUAGAAAAGUGAUGCCUCUGGCAUGGUUUUCUUUUUUAGAAGACAGGGUGUUGAAGUCUAGCCUAUUUAAAAACCCCACCAUUUGGGGAAUUACAAGGGUUUCGUCCUGAAUUAUAGUGUGGGUGAGCCCGCCGCACUCGUGCUGCUUUUUGUCUCGGUUGUUAUUCCAAGAACAGAGGGAGGAAGUUGGCCAAUUAGAGCCUGGGGGUGGGGAUGGGGGUGCGUGGGGUGUGUGUGCCUCUCGGAAGCACAGCCAGAGGGUCCCAGGCACACACCCUACCCGUUUCCAGGCGGUUCUUGCCAGUCCCUGGUGUCAAUGCAAGAUCCUUGGAGCCCUGGAAGCCAAAGUGACUCAGCCAGGCAGAAUUAAAACACCGUGGAGCUUCCAAACAGAGCCUUUAGCGGUGAUAGGGUAAACAAGCAAUCAAAAAGAAGUGGCCUUUUCAGGACUUUCCUCAGGAGGAUGUUGGGAUGCACUAGCACUUGCACUCACAUGUGUGCACACAUUCGUCAGGAUGUAGUUUUGAACACAGCCUUGUUAGGAUUUUUGCAUUAUGUCUUUGUGGGAAGUGAUGCAAAGCUAUUUAUCUUCAGCUUCCCCAAGGGCAGAGAGAAGAGGUCCCCAGAUAUGCCCCCAGUGCCUAGCAUCUUAUACAAGUUUGAGGAAUUAAGCUUUGUUUUUGAGCACCAAAUAUCUGUAGGGCAUUGCUCCAGUGGGUGAACAAAGCUCGCAGGGACUUGAACUCAUGGUAGGGCCACUUGCAAAGGUUUGCAAAGGAAUCUUACCUGCAGUGAAGUAUCAGGGAUUUUGGUUGACUAUUUAAAAUUAAGUUUAAAAUUUAAGUUCAGAAAGUGUUAGCACUGUCGAAGUAGGGAAUGUGCCCUUUUCAGAGUCUACCAAGGAGCUUUUCAAUCUAGAAAAAAGAGCCUGAGUUUGGAAGCAGGCAUGCCUUGGGGCCUCUCUCCCAGGUGGAAGGUGGAGCCCCGGGCUUCACUCUCCCCUUUCCUCUGUGACCCCAGCAGCCCUGAAGAACGAACUCUGCCCUCUUAUCUAGAGACUGGGGCACCCAGAGAGAGCCACCUCCAUGAAAUUGCCCGCCUCCAAACUGUGCACCUCACUUGAUUGUUUUCAGAUAGCUCUCCUACUUAGUCUAACUCGAUGCUCACAAUAACCAUGUAAAAUUGGCUGAGCUUAUUGAUGUAUUGUUACUUUAAAAAAAAAAAAAAAAAGGGAACUGGGCUCAGAAUGAUUAAGGGUGUGCCCAAGGGUUGCCUGGCUCAUUGAAGCAGAGCAGGGGCAAGAUUUCAGGUUUGCUCCUCUCUGAGGCUGAUUUCUUGCUUUCACAUCAUACUCCUCCUCACGAAAUAAGCCCCUGGACACUCUGAGUGUCCAGGUGGGCUGUCCAUGCCCUUGACCCACCCCAGGUGCACAAGGGCCUGUUAGCUGUGGCCACGGAGUCUACUGGUACAAGUUGGUUGCCAGUGGGACUCUGGAUGAGGUUGGGACGGAGUUAGCACAAAUCCAUCUCUGCUCCUGGAGAAGAAAGUAAAAGAUGUGGGCCCCCAACUGGGUUAGAAUACGGGGGUCUUCUUCCAAGCAAAGUGCAGGACCCCUAAGUCAGAGCCUACUGCUCCGCACCUGGACGAUGCUUGGGAGCUGGGGCUGGGGCUCCCUUCCCACUCCCAGGCUGCGGCCACCCUCCGCAGACAGCCACGACCACUGAAGCGAAGGCUGUAGGUGGUUAACCAGGAGCUCUUGAAGGUCUCCUUUUGGGGGUAUCAGGGAGAAAAGGCCAUUGGGAAAAUUAUUUCUUUUACUUUAGGGCUACUUCUUUGCUGAGAAUUGAGAAUUUCUUGAUAGUCUUUAGUCCCGACAACCCCAGAUUUACUUCACGAGAUUUAGCUCCUAGUUCUGUAAGUAAAGUAAAAUUAAAUUCUGCUGUGUAAGAGCCAGUACAUGCCCAGCUGUGCGUGGGAGCUGUGCUCAGAUAGCUUUCUAUGCCCAAGGAAAUAUUGGACUUGGAACUCAGGGUGCCUUUCCCCGUUCCCCAACCUGAUCCCUUUCUUUGACUAUCAGAGCCCCAUCAGGCAGAAUUGGGACACCCACAGUUUUCUUCUUGAUCCUAAAGCAGUACAUCUUUCCACAGUCUGGUCUGUUUCCCUGCCAUUUGAGUUACCUCGAGAGCAGAAGCCAUUUAUAAAACGAUGCGGCUCAUCCAUAAGCACUCGAGUCCCUUCCAGCUCUGACACGUAGGGUUCUCUAAGAAUCCCCAGCUGGAAUUCACAAUCACCCCAAAAUGUACGGCAUGUGAGUAAUAACAUGACCUGCAGGAGGCACUUGUGCCGACCAUGGUGAUGGAUGGUUUGAAAAGGGAAGUUGGUGCCUUUUGCAUCACCAGAUAAUGUUAAGAUGCUAACGUUGUAACUAAUAUGAAUAUGUGAUCUUUUCUCGCAGGAAAAUGUCUUUGUCAUAACACUGGUUUCAGGAACCACUGAAGAGCCAGCAAUGAUGGUUCUUCCAAAUCAAGAUUUUGUAUAUUCAGAAAAAGAGAGGCCAUCUCGGGUGGAGAGAGCAGGCAGGUUGGAAGCUUAAAUUGUGUUCCCUGUUACCUUCUGCCAACUUUUUUUUUUUUUUUUUUGGUAAUCUGAUUGUGAAAGAGUGAAUUUUCUGGAAGGAAAAGGGGGAGAUAUCAAAUUGGUUUUUUAAACACUUAAUGUAUGUUGUAUCACAAAUCAGUGUUAAAACGCUAAAAUUGUAACCAAAAUAAGUGUCUUACAUCACAAACAAA
Molecule: messenger RNA, 4219 nt
Organism: Choloepus didactylus (southern two-toed sloth)
Lineage: Eukaryota; Metazoa; Chordata; Mammalia; Pilosa; Megalonychidae
Gene: DUSP3
Product: dual specificity phosphatase 3
Exons: 3
Coding region: 109-660 (183 amino acids)
Biological process (GO): protein dephosphorylation; negative regulation of MAPK cascade
Cellular component (GO): cytoplasm
Molecular function (GO): MAP kinase phosphatase activity; protein tyrosine/serine/threonine phosphatase activity
Source: RefSeq, a predicted model, not a curated record